Messenger RNA from Oenanthe melanoleuca, 4217 nucleotides. It is a transcript of the gene IGFBP3, whose product is annotated as insulin like growth factor binding protein 3. NCBI's taxonomy places the organism in Eukaryota, Metazoa, Chordata, Aves, Passeriformes, Muscicapidae. The record is from RefSeq and is a predicted model, not a curated record. The transcript is spliced from 4 exons. The coding region runs from base 490 to 1347 and encodes 285 amino acids. Gene Ontology annotation, cellular component: extracellular region. Gene Ontology annotation, biological process: regulation of insulin-like growth factor receptor signaling pathway. Gene Ontology annotation, molecular function: insulin-like growth factor II binding; fibronectin binding; insulin-like growth factor I binding.
UCGCUUUUUUUUUUUUUUUUUUUUUUUUUUUCUUCUUUUCCCCCCCAUCUCUGUUUUUCCCUUCUCGGUACUUUCUCCUUUUCUGCAACGUUUUUUGGACUAAGUUUUCUUCAGACCGUCUGGGCUUGGCUUUUUUUAAAUCUUUUUUUUUUUUUCGCUUUUAACUUUUGCAAAGGCUUUUUUUUUUUUUUUUUUAAUUUUUUUUUUCUGAGUGUUGUGUGUGGCAAAAAAAAAAAAAGAGAAAAGUUACUGUCGAGCCAAGUAAUUCAGGCGCUGUGCAGGGAGGAGCGGGGAGAAGAGAAGGAAAAAGUUGCCUUUGUUGCUAGCGAGCUUUUGGUGCCUGGAUGUGAGGCGGGCAGGCGGCUGCAGAGAGCGCCGGCAGCGCGGCUCCCGCCUCCUCCUCGCCCGGGCAGGCUCCGCUCGGCCCCGCCGCGCUCCCCGGCCGCGCUGCGCGGGGGCGGCUCCCGGCGGCCCCCUCCGCCCGUUGCCAUGGUGCCGCGGCCCGGCGUGCUGUGGGCAGUGGCGGCGGCGGCGCUGGCGCUGCUGGUCCGGCGGGCGGCGGCGGCGCUGGCGGGGCCGGUGGUCCGCUGCGAGCCGUGCGACGCGCGGGCGCUGCAGCAGUGCAAGCCCCUGCGGCCCGACUGCGCCGAGCGGGUGCGGGAGCCGGGCUGCGGCUGCUGCCUGACGUGCGCGCUGCGGCCGGGGCAGCCCUGCGGCAUCUACACGGAGCGCUGCGGCGCGGGGCUCAGCUGCCAGCCGCGGCGGGAGGAGGCGCGGCCGCUGCAGGCGCUGCUCGAGGGCCGCGGGCUCUGCACCAACGCCACGGCGGGCGGCAAGCUGCGGGCCCUGCUGCUGCCGGCGCCGCACGCUGCAGGAAAUUUCAGUGAUUCAGAAGAAGACAGGAGUACCAGCAGCGUAGAAAAUCAGGCAAUUCCGAACUCUCACAGGGUGCCAGAUUCCAAGUCUCAUCCACCACACAUCAAAAUAGAUAUCAUCAGGAAAGUGCAAGCCAAAGAUACACAACGCUAUAAAGUCGAAUAUGAUUCGCAGAGUACGGAUACAUUGAAUUUCUCUUCUGAAUCCAAACAAGAGACUGAAUAUGGUCCAUGUCGUAGAGAAAUGGAAGACACUUUAAACCACCUAAAGAUCCUGAAUGUCUUGAGUCCCAGGGGCUUUCAUAUUCCAAAUUGUGACAAGAAGGGAUUUUACAAGAAAAAGCAAUGUCGCCCAUCCAAAGGCCGAAAAAGAGGUUAUUGCUGGUGCGUGGAUAAAUAUGGACAGCCACUUCCUGGGUAUGAUGGGAAGGAAAAGGGAGAUGUCCACUGCUAUAACUUGGAAAGCAAAUGAGGGCUGGGUGCCAGCUCUUCUGGCAUCUGUGCAUGGCCACUGGACCUCACAGAGACCUUGGAGGGGCUGCGCAAACACUGUGGGACUGCACUGUGUGUGGAGAAACAAGCUCUGCCUCCUGCAGCAGAUGGGGAGCUCCAGCCCCUGUGGGUGCUGCUGUGGCUGCACCCUGCCACCGACACACAUGGAGCUUCCAUGGGAUGUGUGAGGAGCUCUGAAUUCCCAUGUAAACCUGCACUGUUCACACCCAGAGAGAAAAACAAAAGGCACUUCAGAAUGGAAUCAGGGAGUCUCCACUGACUUUUUAAAGAAUGGCCUGUGACCAAUUUGAUCCCAAAAGAUAAUGGGUUUUUUAUUUUAAAGAAUUUAUAGACAUUAAGCUUGUAAAAGUAUUACAAAGAAAAACAAAACCAAAAACCCACAAGGAUUUAAAGGUAAAGCUUUUUUUUACAGGUCUGAUGGGAAACUUGUCUUCACGGGUAAAAAGUUUUAUAGAAGUCUCAAAGAACUUUUUAAAAAAAUGUAUUUCUAAAAUAAAGACAUGGCUAUUUUUUUCUGUAAAAUAUAUUAUGAAUAUUCUCUUAGUCUGUAUUUAAUAUAAUUGUGUUUUUAAAUAAACUUUAUUUAAAUGUAACAUGUGAAUACCAAAUAUUACACAGUAAUUCUAGUGUAUACAUCUGUAUACAAAGAAAGAGUAAGGUUAUGGAAUGAUUUACAAAUAUGUAUAAAUCUGUAUGCAUAUACACUGACCUAUUCUAGGUAAGAGAAAUGAAUUUUUGGAGCAAAGGAAGUGUUUCCAGAAGGGAUUGAGUUUUAUUAUUUGAUAUAACUACAAAUACCAAGAUAAUAUUUUUUUUAAUUAUUUUAUUGAUAAUUCUAAUAUACCCAUCACUGAAUUAUGCCACUGGAAAGGAUAACAGUCGCACUGAAGCUCUUGGUAAAGCUUUCCUCUGUCUGUUCAUUGCUUCAGUUUGUGCAACAGGGCUUGCAUUUCCUCCACUUACUGCUCACACUAAUACAGAAUAUUCAUGGACAAAAAACUGCCAUUAGAGUACUACUCUUUGUAUUUGCUUAUUUAUUUUGAAAAGGUGUAUCUAUUCUGUGUUGUCUUGGUACAUUCUACCAAAGCACUUACUCUGUAUGAGGAACUCCUGUUGAAAACAAUGUCAACAAGACGGGGGGAUUGUGGACCUUGGGUGUUGAGACCCACACGUUUCAUUUAGUCGACACGCAACUGUUGCUUGCUUUGACUAUGGUAGAAAUCAUUUGCCAGCAUUUAAACAUAAAAAAGAACCAUUGGGUUUAAGCAGUUAAACUCACUGUCUGCCAUGGUGUUAUGUGUCUUUUUAAUUGGAAGAGAAGUGAUUUGGUUUUGUUGUGGUAUGUGAUGCUUUCACAUAAGGAAGGCUUUAUCAACUUUUUUUUUUUUUUUGAGGCUCAUUGUUUAAUGUACUUUGUGAAAAAUUCUGUAUGACAAUGAAAUAUGGAUAAGGAAAGGUGGCCUGUGAAAUGUAUCAUCUCUCUGGAAAAUAAUGCCAUAUUUUGUAUAUGUAUUUAUUUAUAUAUUUUAUAUAAAUAUUUUAUAUAUUUAUAUAAAUAUAUAUAUUCUUAUAUGUCUCACUAUAAAUGUUUGAUGUCACUGUAGAAAAAAGAAGCCAUCAGCACUGUAACUUCUUGAUGGGUUGGGAACUCCAUGAAGACUGAGGACAGUGGGUUUUUGGAUGCUGGGGCUGAGUAUUGUGUUGAUGGAGGAGGGACUGUGGUGGUGAGGAGCCCAUUCUUCUCCCACUGCAUGAAUUACAGCCAUCCCUGUUCCUGCCAGCAGUGGCAAAUGUCUAGAAACUCUGACAUGGAAGGAUUUCGAUAUACAGCUUGCUGGUUUAGGGGCAGCCUAUCACCAUAACUCAGAUGUUUAAAGCCUUACCUAGAAAUAUAUUAGCUGAACAGCACUAUGAGUGUUCUCCACAUCUUUCCAAUUUCUGUCUAAUGAAAUGAGUUCAUAUCAUCAUUAAAACUGAAAUUUUAUAAUCUCAUGGUAAGAAAAGAAUUGUACAUGAAGUGAUGCCUAUUCCAGGAUAAUACAGAUCUCCUGACACAUGGUUACACAAAGCUUUAUAUAUUUUUAUUGCUAAAGCAAAUCUAAUGCCUGCAAAGAUUUGUUGGCAGAAUAAUAAAUGCUGGGGUUUUUUGUUUUUGGGGUUUUUUUAGAGUUCUAAACGAGUACCAGAUCUUUUCAAAUAAUUUCAUAGAGAGAAGAAAGUUGUAAUAUGCCAGUAUUUGGGCAUUAAUCAUAGAUAAGAAAAGAAGAGUUGGAUUCAUUGAAGUGAGUUAUUAUGUUGCCUCUAUUUUUUUUUUUUUAAUGACUAUCUGGUGAGCCUUCUGAAAACAAAAAUCAGUUUCAUGUUGAAAGUAAUAGAUAGCUGCUUUGCAAGGCACAUUUUGCAAGUAUGUAAGAUGUUUUAACAGCCUGUGACAGGCUUUAUGAUUCAGGUAUUUUAUCAAGUAUUUUAAUUUUUCAUGUUUUCUUCCUACCAUUAAAAACAAAAGAAAUAUAGAAGAAGCUGGCUAGUAGAGGUCUUAAGUCAUAUAUUUUAUGAAAAAAACCCAAACUAACUACAUCUCAAGGAGUUAAACCUGAUUUAAGCAUACAGUCUGUCACAUGAAUAUUUAAGAAAUGGCAUUCAGUUCCUUUAUUAGUAUUAAUGGUCUUUAGUUAUGUAACAGAGAAAACAUACAACCAUAAGGGGAGAUAAAAAAGAUCUGUGUGUAAAUCAGUUUUGUUAUUUUUCUUCCAACAGACGUCUUUAAAACAGAAAUCGUGUUUAAAAAUUGCCCCAAAAAUAAAGUGUCAUCUGUAAUUUAAAGCUUCA